AUGCAUGUACUUACCUCAUAUAUGCUUAUCUCCAUAUUUUUAAUGUUGGUCGGGGGGUCGGGACCCAUUAUUGAUGAUGUACCCACGAUAUAUACUAUCUCCGCUGAACGUAUGACUCAUGUUUUCGACAUGACUAUCUUGUUCUGCACUUCAAGAUAAAUCUUUUAUGUCUCUGUAAGUUUUGCAUAGAUGCGUUUUUAAAGAGUAGCUGGGAAGUGCGUGUGUGAUUUCUGCAUGUUCGUACCAAUUCGAAUUUUCUGUUCCAUGCAAGUUUGUGACGAAAGUGAUCUAAAUAAUACAUAACGGUUGAUAAAGGCGCAAAGCCGAAAGCUCCCGAAACUGUAUUUUGUCUUUUUGAAAUUUUAUAUCUUUUGGCUAAUAUGAGAGUAAGGUUAAUAUCUCUUAUUAUACUCAUAAUGUCUCUCAAAACUGUGCUAAAAACCAUUCAAGAUAAUGAACACAAUGUUAACCAUAGAGAAGCACUGAUAAAAAGUCUCCUUCUGGCUCCAAAACUUGCAAACAACAUCGAACGAAUAUCGUUUUUAGUACAAUGCAGAAAGUCACACAUAACUCCCAAGUUCAUACAGAACGUCCUUACGAAGACCUCCUCCAUUUCAAGAUUAAGCAUGUCUUUUGAAGCUAAGAAAAGACGUUUCUCUAAAGAAAUGUUGAAUGAGGCGAUCCAAGAAGCCUUCCGUAAGCAGGCUUACCUGCUACGAGAAAAACGACGCCAAGAAGAACACUGCAACCUUCUACGACCCAACCUCUGGCCUUGGCUCCAAAGGCAGUGCGGGUUGAUCUUCGAAAAGCAGCGCGAAGAGAAUAGAACAAGACUGAUCAACAAAUUCAAUCGCCUUCUGGCCAGCCAAGCAAGUGAUAGGGCGAUAGCCACUCCUGGAACACAAGAAGCCUUCAGGAUGCAAACAGAACCCAACUCCCAGCAUCGUGGUGUCAACGGAAGCAGCUCACACGUCGAAACAAGAAGCUCCACGGGACCUCCCACGGAACCGUCCGCUUCCGCUCCUUCUGAUAACGUCAGCACCACAAACAAAACUAUGAAGAACCUUUCAAGCCUUCCAGUGGAUGCCAAUCUCUCCGAACUCCUGGACCGUGGCCCCAAGUUUGCUCUCACCCGGACAGUCACAUCUUCCGUCCUUAAGGAAGUAGAAUCGGGUGUAGAACGCGGCGUUUACGCUCUACGAUGGAAAGCUAACAUUGAAAGUAGGCGAUAUCAACAACACCACGCCAAUGGAGUGCCCACUGAUCGCCAGCAACAACAUCAACAAGCGCAACAGCAGCACCAGCUACAACAGCAGCAGCAGCAGCAGCAGCAGCAGCAGCAGCAGCAAGUGUUACAGCUGCGCCAACCUCAUCAACAAGAGGAGGAAGAACAAGUGCGGCACCAUCGUCAGCAGCAGCAGCCACCAGCAGACGUGUCAAACAGCCAAGAACGUCAACAGGAUCCUGGUGUGUUCCAGAACGAGCCAAAGCUACCUCCAUCACCGGGUCAGGCCGCGCUCAAGGUCGCUGAGCCGCAGAGCUACGGCGCCAGCAUCCUACGUCUCUUCAAAAACUACAGCUUCGUGCUGCUGGUCAUCACGUACGGCAUCAACGUGGGCAUCUUUUACGGCAUCUCCACGCUGCUCGGGCAAAUCGUGCUCGCACAGUUCCCGGGUGCCAAUGAGGACGCGGGACGAAUCGGUCUGGUGAUCGUGGCCACCGGUCUGGUCGGCUCCAUCCUGUGCGGCAUCUGGCUCGACAAGACACACCGGUUCAAGAUCACCACCGUGCUUGUCUACAUCCUGAGCGUGGCCGGCAUGCUGGCCUUCACCUUUACCCUCCCUCUGGGUCACAUCAGCGUGGUCUACAUCACAUCUGGCCUCCUGGGCUUCUUCAUGACCGGCUACCUGCCGCUGGGCUUCGAGUUCGCGGCGGAAAUCACCUACCCGGAACCGGAAGCCACCACUUCCGGUCUGCUGAACGCCUCUGCGCAGGUGUUCGGCAUUGUGCUGACAAUCACCGGCGGCUCACUGAUGUCAGCAUACGACGAGCAGGCGUGUAACCUGCUGUAUGCCGCCACACUGGUGUUGGGGGUCAUACUGACUGCGAUCAUCAAAGAAGAUCUCCGACGGCAGAGAGCUCACGAGACCCACAGUGACGGCGUCAAACUCGAGAGUACUCGGAUGCGAGAGACUGAGAGGAAUUGACGGAUUGAGGGACUGAGGGAGAAUCUGUUGGGAGGGAUUCUGAGGGUCGAGAUGGGAAGAUAACAGCGACGGUGUCAAACUGGAGAGUACUCGGAUGUGAGGGGCAAGGCUGAAACGGGAAGAAGUGUCCGUUCAGUGGUGGCUACAAAACGCACAGUGACGGUGUCAAACUAGACAAUACUUAGAUGCGAGGGCCCCAGAGUCGACACUGAAGGAGAGGUCCCACGAGGCGCCCAACUAUUGUAUGUAUAAAGAAAGAGUGUGCAUACUUGGAUGUGACCGGUAGGUACUAAGCCUGAGGGUCGACACGAGAAGAGUGUGCCCACGUGACAACAUUUGUGUCAAACUUCAGAGUACUCAAAUGUGAGGUUCGACACUUGACAGUGACACGCUCUUGUGUGUUGAAGAGGAUGUGAAGGGUGCAUGCUGAUGGGAGCCCCGAGAUCUGGUGGACAACACGUGCUGGCGCUCAAGUUUGGCAGAUGGAACUGCUGUUGGUAAACGCGUAUUCUGACUUCUGACAAAUAUGCUGAUGCUGAAUGAAGGAAUGUGUUUGUAUGCUUGUAUAAAUGUACAUAUUAGAGGUUGUCCGACCCGAGUUUGGUGAGCAAUAACACUUGUGGCCUUUAUUUGAUUUAACGGCUCAACAAACAAAGUGAGUGGAGACUGGAGAGUAUAGACCUCCUGUGUUUGCUGCGUAUGCGUAAAAAUUAGCAAGCAAGUGAGCAAAUAAUUAAACAAGGUUGUGUCAUACCAGAAGUUGUAAAAUAAAAGUAGCCAGUGC
Amphibalanus amphitrite is the source of this 2991-nucleotide messenger RNA. RefSeq names its product feline leukemia virus subgroup C receptor-related protein 1-like. Lineage: Eukaryota; Metazoa; Arthropoda; Thecostraca; Balanomorpha; Balanidae. Gene Ontology annotation, biological process: heme export; transmembrane transport. Gene Ontology annotation, cellular component: membrane. The record is from RefSeq and is a predicted model, not a curated record. The coding region runs from base 381 to 2207 and encodes 608 amino acids. Gene Ontology annotation, molecular function: heme transmembrane transporter activity; heme binding. The transcript has 5 exons.